CUUGUUAACAAUGAAAGGAGCUCAUUUGCCUAUUGCUAGUCUUGCCAUCUUUGCAUUGGCAACCUUCCUUGUCUCUGCCCAAGACCCCAGUCCUCUACAGGACUUCUGCGUAGCAAUCAAUAGCACCGAUGUUGUUCGAUCAGGAUUGUUUGUGAAUGGGAGGUUCUGCCAGGACCCAAAGCUUGCCAAAGCAGAAGAUUUCUUCUUCUCCGGGCUCCAAAUUCCGAGACCGACGGAAAAUGCGGUUGGUUCAACCGUGACAGCGGUAAACGUGGACCAAAUCCCCGGAUUGAACACUCUUGGGAUAUCCCUAGCUCGUAUAGACUAUGCACCACACGGAGGUCUAAACCCUCCUCACACUCACCCUCGUGCUUCAGAGAUCCUCGUAGUGUUGGAAGGCACUCUCUACGUUGGCUUCGUUACAUCCAAUCCCGAUAACAGGUUGAUCAGCAAGGUCUUGUACAAGGGAGAUGUAUUUGUCUUCCCAGUUGGUCUCAUUCACUUCCAACUCAACAUUGGACACGACAAUGCCGUAGCACUUGCUGGUCUUAGCAGCCAGAACCCUGGAGUCAUCACCAUAGCCAAUGCAGUUUUCGGGGCCGAUCCUCCCAUCAAUCCUGAUGUUCUAAGCAGAGCGUUCCAAAUUGACGAAAAACUCGUUGAGCAUCUCCAGAAACUGUUCUGGUACAACAACAAUAAUUAA
This is a messenger RNA of Argentina anserina (silverweed cinquefoil), 703 nucleotides long. Its product is annotated as germin-like protein subfamily 1 member 20. Lineage: Eukaryota; Viridiplantae; Streptophyta; Magnoliopsida; Rosales; Rosaceae. The transcript is spliced from 2 exons. Gene Ontology annotation, molecular function: manganese ion binding. The record is from RefSeq and is a predicted model, not a curated record. The coding region runs from base 11 to 703 and encodes 230 amino acids. Gene Ontology annotation, cellular component: cell wall.